GCUAAAGGAGUGUCAGUAGCAUCAAACAUGCAAGCAGAAAAGACUACGCUGUUAGCAGCCGUUGAGAAACUUCGUGAAUUGGACCGUAAGUUUAAAAGUGGUUCUGAUCUGGAUGCUGUAGAGAAGGGAUACGCACGCAAGUUAAUUGACGCCAUCGGUAGUGAUGAUGAAGUCUUGGAGUGUGAGGCAUUGAAAGGUUUAGGGGAUUUGUACUUACACAAAGCAAAGGUAUAUAAACAUAAGGUAGACAACUUCAACAAGGCAUGUGCGUUGUACACAAAACUCUUACAACAUUGUUCAGAUGACGAGAAGAAACAAGUUGCACAGCAUCGUAUCAAAUAUGCUGAGAAAUGUACGAAGCUAGCGUACAGCCAGUCACAUGCACAAUCAGAGAUUGGAACUUCUGAGAUUGGAACAAAUAUCACAUUAGAUGUGGCAAAAACUCUGAUGCCAGUGAGAGGACCAAGGGACAAAGGGAAGUCCCAGAUAAAAGGUCAUGGAGAAAUGCUUGAAAGUUAUAUAAAUUUCUUUGCCAAAGCCAUCGUGGACAGACAUAGAUGUCUGCAAAUAGAAUCUUUGAAGAGCCUUGGAGAUCUGUACCUAGAGAAGGGAAAGGUUGGCAAGGACGAGACAGCAUUCAAAAAAGCAACCGGGCUGUACCAAAGGGCGUUGAAACGGUGUGACGACAUAGAUGGUAGGGCAACCCUGGAGCACCGCAUCAAGUAUGCUGCGAAAGUACAAGCAGGAAAGAAGCGACAAAGAUCGAAAUCGGGGCUAUCUAAGGCCAGAAAAGUUGGAAGCGACACCAGAUCUGUGUCUCUUCUCACUUCGCGUCUGUCAGCUCUUGGCAUCAAUAGUCAGAGGAACGAGGAAAGAGGGGAUGCAGGAGAGAGCAACACCGUACUCGCAAACGUCAGUAACAAAUCACAGGAAGACACUGAUAGUUUAUACAAGAAACAUCUACAAGAGGGUUGCAGGGCCUUGCAGGCAAGGGACCUGGAAUUGGCAGAAAAAAACUUUGCAGCUGCACUCAAGUCAGUCCAUGUGAAAGAGUCAAGUACAGAUCAACACUGGAAAGAAGCAGAGCCCCUUCACAGGUUGAGCAAUGUCUACCUGAUCAGAGGAAUGCAGUCGAAGGACGGGGGAGACUUCACCAAAGCAGCAGCACUGAGUCAUGCCGCACUUGUAAGAUCGCGGGGAGAACAUGAUGAGUCUAUCAGACAAACAAUCUUGGAGAUAAAUCAGUCAUUCGUUAGUCACGUGCUGGGUUUGGAACAAACUGUAGACCUUGGUGACGCAGAGAAACACAAACUGCAGUUGAGAGAACAUCGAGACUACGUAGAAAAAGAAAUAAAAAAGAUGGACGAAGAAGCAGAUCCUUAUAUCCUUCAUGACGACGACCCAAAAAUCACAGAAGUGGAGAAGCAGAGAGUGGAAGCAGUUAAAGCAUUGUUUGAUGCAAUUGCCCACGAGAGAAAAACAUUCAUCACUAGUCUCGUAGAUGAGUGUAUGGGAGUAAUGGGUCCCCCUCCCUGCAAGUACGCUAUGAUUGGCCUGGGUUCGCAAGCCACAGGGCUAGUAACCCCGUAUUCUGACCUGGAAUUUGCCAUUUUGAUAGAGGAUGAAACAGAUAAUAACGUCAAGUAUUUCCGCCAUCUCACUCAUUAUCUACAUUUGAAAGUGAUCAAUCUGGGUGAAACCAUUCUUCCGCCUAUAGGAAUUAAGUCUUUGAACGAUUUCUUCUCAGACAACGAUCUGGACAACUGGUUCUAUGACUCUGUAACACCACGUGGGUUUGCCUUCGAUGGAGCCAUGCCACAUGCCUGCAAGACACCCCUUGGCAGGGGUACAAAAGAACUUAUCCAAACACCAAGCAAGAUGACCAAUGUCUUGCAAGACGACCUCACGUUUCAUCUAAAGAAAGGCUACCAUCUUGCUAGUGUAUUGGGGAAUGUGUGUUUGAUCACGGGAGAGCAAGACUUGGUCGAUGAGUAUAACGCUUUAUGGACCCGACAGCUUCAAGAAAAUAGUGGGAUAAAGUCUUCGCUGCUAGCAAAAUCUGUACUUAGUGAAAAUGCGCCAAUGUUCCAAGUUCAGCCUCUGACCGCCAGUAUGCUGAAUGUCAAGAAAGAAAUCUAUAGAUUUGCGAGUCUUGCAGUGUCAUGUUGGGCGCUGCUUGAAGGUAUUCAGCCAACUACAGCCUUUGAGACCAUUCAGAAUCUGAACAAGAAUGGAGUAAUCAACCAUGAAAACACACAUCACAUGAUGGUGAUGAUUGGCGUCUCAGCAGAACUGAGGCUGCGGACAUACAUGGGCAAUCGUAGCCAAGUCGAAAACAUGUCAACUUUAUCGUCAAUGUCGAGCAAAGCAGACGUUACGGAGAAUCUACAGAAGGUGUUCUACUUCUCAAAUGCAAAACAGCUCAUGCGAUAUUACUACACAGCAAGACCGCUAAAGCACUUUUUGUCACAGUUUGACGACAGUCGGCAGCCGACACUCCUAUUUGACAAUUCUUCCAGGCUACAAGCAGAGGUGUACAGAAGUCUGUGUAAUUACGAGAAAUCAAGAGAAUGCAAUGAGCAGGCGCUGCAGGACGAUUUAUCCAAAUAUGGUAACGCUGCACAUCCAAACAUUGCCCAUUCCCUUAACAGCUUGGGUGGCGCCUGGAGUGACCUUGGUGACAAAAAGAAGGCCAUCGGCUAUUUUGAGCAGGCACUAGAUAUGAGACGGAGUAUCUAUGGUGAAAGCACCGCACAUGCUGACAUUGUCGUGUCACUUACUAACUUGGGUAACGCAUGGAUUGAACUAGGGGAUCAAGAGAAUGCAAAUAGUUAUUAUGAACAGGCAUUACACAUGGCGCUGAGCAUCCAUGGUGAGAACACUGCGCAUCCCAACAUUGCCGGGUUGUUGAACUGCAUGGGGGGUUUAUGGAAGAGCCUCGGUGAUUAUCAUAAGGCCGUCAACUAUUUCGAACAGUCCCUGCAGAUGAACCAAGAUAUCUAUCGUGAGAACACUGCGCAUCCCGAAAUUGCUGCGCCACUUCACAACUUGGGUAACCUCUGGAGAAGGUUAGGAGAUUACCGAAAAGCCGUCAGCUACUAUGAGCAGUCGCUUAUGAUGGAGCGAAGAAUCUACGGUGCCAACACUGCACAUUCCAAUAUAGCCAAGACACUACACGACCUGGGUAACGUCUGGAGAAACCUUGGUGAUCCCAUGAGGGCCAUUGGAGAUCAAACAAAAGCUAUCAGCUAUUACGAACAAUCACUGCAUAUGAUGCGGGAAAUCCAUGGUGAGAACACUGCUCACUGUGACGUUGCUGCCGUGCUCAACGAGUUGGGAGAAGCAUGGAGAGAGUUUCGUGAUUACCGAAAGGCCGUCAACUAUUCGGAACAGUCACUACAGAUGAUGCAGAGGCCUCAGCUAUUUGGAACAGGCAAAGCAGAUGGAGCAGACGUUCCAAAAGGAGAACUGAAUGCCUCCUAA
Branchiostoma floridae (Florida lancelet) is the source of this 3483-nucleotide messenger RNA. RefSeq lists its product as uncharacterized. Bases 28 to 3483 code for a protein of 1151 amino acids. The record is from RefSeq and is a predicted model, not a curated record. Gene Ontology annotation, molecular function: protein binding; [protein-PII] uridylyltransferase activity. The transcript has 7 exons. NCBI's taxonomy places the organism in Eukaryota, Metazoa, Chordata, Leptocardii, Amphioxiformes, Branchiostomatidae.